This is a messenger RNA of Limanda limanda (common dab), 1260 nucleotides long. RefSeq names its product mRNA decay activator protein ZFP36L1-like. Lineage: Eukaryota; Metazoa; Chordata; Actinopteri; Pleuronectiformes; Pleuronectidae. Bases 1 to 1260 code for a protein of 419 amino acids. The record is from RefSeq and is a predicted model, not a curated record. Gene Ontology annotation, molecular function: metal ion binding; mRNA binding. The transcript has 2 exons.
AUGCCCUCCGACUUCCUAUCACCGUUCCUGGAGCUGGAUGAGGAGUUCUGCAAGAAUUUCCGCGGCCUGGAGGCGACAGAUGGACCAUCUGCCGGCUCAAUGCAGCAACGGCAGCAGCACACUCAAAGGGUCCUGGGCUUCCAGCGCCGCCAUUCCCUCUGCCCGGUGACCCUCCCCAACUCCAAGUUCAACCACAGCAGCAGCAGCAGCAGCAGCUCGGAGCUGCCGGAGCCGCCGGCCGGCUGGGGGCUCAGCGUGGCCUCCAGCACGCCGUGGAGCCGGGAGGGUCAGCUGCCGCGCUCCACCCUCAGCCACAUCCCCUUCAGGGUGGACCGCUCCGUCAGCAUGAUCGAGGGCCACGGCGGCAGCUCGGGGGUCAGGGAGGACAAACUGUCUAACAUCACGUCACCGAGCGUGCUGAUGCCUCCACCGGGGUUCAACCUCAGCAGCAGCUCCCUCUCCUCCCCUGUGGCCCGACCCAGCCCCCCCUCGCCUCACAUCUCCACCCGCUACAAGACGGAACUCUGCCGCACCUUCGAGGAGAGCGGCACCUGCAAGUACGGCGCCAAGUGCCAGUUUGCUCACGGCAUGGACGAGAUGCGCGGCCUGAGCCGGCACCCCAAGUACAAGACGGAGCCGUGCCGCACCUUCCACACCGUCGGCUUCUGCCCGUACGGCGCCCGCUGCCACUUCAUCCACAACGCAGACGAGAUGGAGGACGCCCCCCCACAGAGGCAGAAGCUGCGGCACAGUGUCAGCUUCGCAGGCUUCUCCUCCAGACAGAGCUUCCAACCGGUGGAGGAGUCGCAGCCUUCCUCCCUCCUCUUCACCCGAGCCUCCUCCGUCUCUCCUCCUCCGUCCUCGGCAGGGAGUCCAGAGCUCCUGUCUCCUCUCUUCCCGGAGCAGGGAUCCCUGAAGCCAUUCCCCUACUCCUUCUCCGGCCUCAGCGACCUGCCGGGCGACUGCGGUGACUCCACCCUGCGCUUCUACGCCGUGAACGACUCCAUCAGCUCCAAGUGUCCCAGCUCAAACUUCACCUCCAAGAACCCCAACCUGCCGUACCACCUCCCCCAGCAGCUGCCUCAGGUCACCCUGAGCGGCCUCUCCGGCCUCCAGCGCUGCUCCUCGGCCGACUCUCUCUCCGAGGAAGGCUACACCUCCUCCUGCUCCCUCAGCUCCUCCUCCAGCGGCACCGAGUCUCCGAGCUUCGAGGGCCGACGUCUGCCCAUCUUCAGCCGCCUGUCUGUCUCAGACGAGUAG